UAACACAGGAGAUGGCGACGAUUCUGGGCAGCGAAACAUCGUAUUUCCACUUAGCGUUUGGAAAAAGCACGUAAAGCGGAAGGCUGGGUCUAACGCCCACCAGUGGGCACCGCCCCCUCUGAGCCCCACCCCUACCAGGGCCUCGCGUCCUUGCUAUUGGUUCCUUUCCCUGCGCCGUCAGUUGCCGUGGAGACCAAGGCUAUGGCAACCAGGAGAAGCCAAACUUGGUCCUUCCUCCCGAACCGCGGAGCGCUCCAGGACAAGGGGCUGGACUCCGCGCCGGGUUCAUGGCGCUCUACGAGCUUUUCUCUCACCCUGUCGAGCGCGGUUACCGCGCGGGGCUCUGCUCCAAGGCCGCGCUCUUCUUGCUGCUGGCCGCCGUGCUCACGUACAUCCCGCCGCUGCUGGUGGCCUUCCGGAGCCACGGGUUUUGGCUGAAGCGGAGCAGCUACGAAGAGCAGCCGACUGUGCGCUUCCAGCACCAGGUGCUGCUCGUGGCCUUGCUAGGACCCGAUCCCGGCGGGUUCCUGGCCUGGAGCACGUUCCCCGCCUUCAACCGGCUCCAGGGGGAUCACCUGCGCGUCCCGCUGGUAUCGACUAGAGAAGAAGACAAGAACCAGGAUGGGAAGAUGGAUGUGCUGCAUUUUAAACUGGAGCUUCCUCUGCAAUCCACAGAACAUGUUCUUGGUGUGCAGCUCAUCUUGACUUUCUCCUACCAAUUGCACAGGAUGUCGACAUUCGUGAUGCAGAGCAUGGCGUUCCUCCAAUCCUCCUUCGCUGUUCCAGGGUCCCAGCUCUAUGUGAACGGAGAACUGAGGCUGCAGCAGAAGCAUCCCCUGAGCUGUGGUGGCCUCGAUGUUCGGUACAACGUGUCUGUAAUCAACGGGACCAGCCCUUUUGCCCGUGACUAUGACCUCACCCACAUCGUUGCCGCUUACCAGGACAGGAAUGUGACCACCGUCCUGAUGGACCCCCACCCCAUCUGGCUGGUGGGAAGGGCUGCCGGAGCCCCAUUUGUGAUUGACGCUGUCGUCCGGUACCCAGUGGAGGUCAUUUCUUAUCUACCAGGGUUCUGGGAAAUGAUUAAGUUUGCCUGGAUCCAGUAUGUCAGCAUCCUGCUUAUCUUCCUCUGGGUUUUCGAAAGAAUCAAAAGAUUUGUGUUUCAGAAUCAGGUGGUGACCACAAUCCCUGUCACAGUCAUGCCCCAGGGAGAACCGUAUAAGGAGCAUUUAUCAUAAGAAGACCAUUUCUGGGAACUAAGCAGGACCUGGCUACCUCAUCCUUGUCUUCUGAGAACGGCCAUCUUAAGAAAUGUUUGCAAAGAGCUUCUCAUGGACACGUGCCCAUGCGUGUCCUUUUCCCAUCAGAGACAAAGGACAAUCCCUUCUAAGUUUUCUCUACGCAAAUUCCAUGUCUUCUAAGCACCUCCAAAAUCUUCAGGGACUAGUUUGUGGAAACAUCCAAGGGUUUCUAAAGGCUAUAAUUUGCUUGCUUGCUUCUCUCUCUCUCUCUCUCUCUCUCUCUCUUUUUCUUUUUGCCUUAGACUUGAAUUUCAGGAGAAAACUACAGUCCGUUCAGAACUCUUGGAAAGAGUCCCAUCUCUGAUCAAGCAAAGACUUUUCCUCUCUUGAACCGAGAAACAUGCUAUGCAUUUCUUCCCACUAUUGUAAACCACUUUUUACUCUUUUCAGGGCUCUCGUGUGAGAGAUAUGCAAAUCAGUCGCACUUUCCACUCCUGAGCAUCUAAAUUUCCCAUUCAGAACUUUGGUUUCCAGAACUGAGAGGUCCUUGAAGGGGAGAAUGGGAGCGAGAGAAAGGGAGCGCCCGGGAGCCCAUGCACGCACGCGUGUGGGGUGGGCGACUCCAGGACACCGGGAAGGUCCACCUGCCCUCAGGCUAACAGACAGAGGUCUGUCAUCAGCUCGGCUGAGCAGCCCUUUAUCCCUGGCCCGCUGUGGCUGGCUUUUUGCCCUGCCUUUCGCCCCGUCUGUGCCCCUGGAACAGCAGGCUGAAGCCAGAGUGCUGUUUCGUUCACAGCCCCCUCAGCAACAGGGGAGGAAGUGAGGAUUGUAACAACAGUUUCUUUCUCUCUGGCCCUCACCCAACAGCCUGGACACUUGCCACUCCUGCUCCUUGACAGCCCUCCCCCCGUCUUGAAAAGGACGCGGGUGACAGAGGACCUGUUGUUAGUGUUGGCUCCCACUGCCAACAACCACAGAGUUUAUUUGGAGGGCUAGCGGGCAACCCAGCUGCUUGUAUUUCCCUUGGUGGAGGAACAGGGUGCCCAUCAGAGGGAGCAGCUUCGGGAGGACGCACAAGGUGCAGUGAGGGGAUACAGAGGAAGCUCGCCCUCCCAGGACAGCCUAACCCGGCCGGCCUGGUCAUUACCAGAAUGACAGGAUCAACCUCUUGCCUAAGCAAGUGUCUUCACUCGCUGAAAUGGGCCUCUGCUGCACACGGAAGACAAGUUCUCCGUCCUUGGCCUGAGGAACCGAGCCGUCCUCAAAGGACAGAUGGAUCCGCUUUAUGAUCCCAAGGUGUCACCGGCACUGGAGACACGCCUGCUCUGAACCAUGCUUCAAACCCACCCACAAACACACUCCUCUACACCUGUAUGCCUCAGUUUACCUUGGAGAUUCAGUUCUCAUUUCCAAAGCACCUUUUCUUGCAGGCUGACCAAAAUGAGAGUUUUGGGGAAACAGCUGUUUUGAAGUAUUUAAGCACAAAAAUAGCUUAACACUGGCCCCUCUGCCUUGUCUUUUAAUAUCUAGGGCUGUUUAUAUACCCACACAUGUUUUUUUUCUUGGGAUUUAAAUGAAAAAUGGUUUCUGGUUUGAAUCACAAAAAGGUAAGGAGAAAUGGGAAGAUAGCUAAAGGCGUGAACAAACACUGCUUUGCAUUUUGUUAAAUUAUUUUAACGCAGAAUUUGUAUAAAGAACCGCAAUGUUUUGUACCUUUCUAAUUAAAAUAUUCAA
Molecule: messenger RNA, 2975 nt
Organism: Hyaena hyaena (striped hyena)
Lineage: Eukaryota; Metazoa; Chordata; Mammalia; Carnivora; Hyaenidae
Gene: TMEM231
Product: transmembrane protein 231
Exons: 7
Coding region: 288-1238 (316 amino acids)
Biological process (GO): regulation of protein localization; cilium assembly
Cellular component (GO): ciliary membrane; ciliary transition zone
Source: RefSeq, a predicted model, not a curated record